Messenger RNA from Malassezia vespertilionis, 1092 nucleotides. RefSeq names its product cytochrome-b5 reductase. Gene Ontology annotation, molecular function: oxidoreductase activity. NCBI's taxonomy places the organism in Eukaryota, Fungi, Basidiomycota, Malasseziomycetes, Malasseziales, Malasseziaceae. The transcript is spliced from 2 exons. The record is from RefSeq and is a predicted model, not a curated record. The coding region runs from base 1 to 1092 and encodes 363 amino acids.
AUGCUUGGGCAGCGGACGGCGCUUCGGUGCCAUGCGCCGCGCGCGGCACGGCCCUACUCGACAGAAGCCGCAGCGCGUCUACAGCUAUGGCACGUAUCCGGUGUAGCGACGCUUGGGCUUGUGUGUGCGGCCGCGACGUGGUACUUUCUUGCGCCGGCGACCCCCGCAGAGCCUGCGCCGGACUGUUACGCGCCGCUUCAGCUCGUCGCGAGCGGCACACUGCCGAGUCCCGGCUCGCAAAAGUUUGAUGUAAAUGAUAUGAAUGUGCACCGGUACAUGCUGCUGCGGUCGCAGCACGCAUCUGGCGUUUCGCGCGAGAUUGCAGGGCCAUUCGCUGCCGACGCACACGAUCCGCGCAGGCUGCUUGCCAUCUAUUCCUACUACAUCCAGGAGCCAUCGCUGCAGAUAGAGCGGCCGUAUACGCCGCUAUCUCUGUUUUCACGCAACGAUCCAUCUACGCUGUUGUUUCUGUACAAGCGGUACGCGAGUGGGGAAGUUUCGCGAUACCUCAAUCGCUUGCCGCCCGGCGCGUCUGUGCGAAUCCGUGGUCCUAUUCCCACAUGGUACCUGUCGCGCAAUACGCCCAUCCCCAAUGAGAUUGUAAUGAUUGUUGCCGGCACAGGCAUCUGUACAGCCACACAAUUGCUUUCCAACGUGUUUGGCACUGCACAAGAUCGGCAUGCGCUGCAUGCCGCGACACCCAAGAUCACUGUGUUGUACGCAGCGCAGGCCCUCGAUACGCUAGAGCUUUUGCCAGAGCUUGCCAAAUAUGAGGCGCGAUUUCCCGACCAUGUGCGCAUCGGUCUCUGGAGCGAGAGUGUUGCGCCUGGCACGGGCACCCUCUCCGCGCCUGCGUCCGAGCCGAUAUCUGCACGCGUCGACGCACUUUUAGGGCGGCACAAAUCAUGGUGGAACGUCUUUGGCCAAGCGAGUGCGCCGAAUAGGUAUGCACUGACACUGGAAAAUACGAAAUCAUUGCCUCUCGUGCACGGUCGCAUUGGCAAAGAUGAUCUCGCGCGCUGGUGCGAGCCUGGGAAGCCGGGAGAGCGCAUUGUGCUUGUGUGUGGCCCCGAUGGGAUCAAGGGAAACUAG